CAGUAUGAAACCGCUAUGUGGGUGCAUUUCAUGAAGCCAGUCAGUUGGCGUGUCUAUUUAUAGGAAUAGACUGGAAUAGAACUCGCAAGAGUUACAACAGGGCAACACACGAUCUGGGCAUGGACAUGGUGGACCGGUUACCUGGCCACUCUGCACAAAAUAAUCAGACACUCAGACAAAACAAACACUGGAGUCUACGCUAAACCCUGGCCUAGGAGAUCAGAAUGCCUACGAGCCAAACUAGAUCUAGGGCGAGAGAGCGGAACAACGUGCUGAACAGAGCGGAGUUCAUGUCUCUCCAGCAGCCGCUGAGGAGCAGCAGUAAUGCCGAAGCUCGUGCGCGGAGGCCGUCGCACAAACCGCCGCAGUUCGCACACGCGAGCGGCGGAAGCAGCGCGCAGCAAGAGCCGGGAGACAGCAGCAAGGACAGAAAAGAGCUCCCGGAGGAGGACUGCAUGCAGCUCAACCCGUCCUUCAAGGGCAUCGCGAUGAACUCUCUGCUGGCCAUAGAUAUCUGCAUGUCAAAGCGACUCGGCGUGUGCGCGCACGCGACAUCGUCAUGGGGCAGCGCGCGCGCCAUGGUCAAACUGCUCGCGCUCACCGGCCACGGCAUCCCGUGGAUCAUCGGCACGCUGGUGUGUCUCACCAGGAGCAACACACUAGCUGGCCAGGAGGUUUUAAUCAAUUUGCUGCUUGCUCUCUUAUUGGAUGUGAUGACGGUGGCAGGAAUGCAGAAGUUGGUGAAACGCAAAGGACCCUGGGAGAUGCCCCCCAGUUUCUUUGACUACCUGGCCAUGGACACCUACUCCUUCCCAGCAGCCCAUGCGAGCCGGGCAGUCAUGGUGUCUAAGUUCUUGUUAGCACACUUGGUUCUUGCAGUUCCUUUGCGCAUUUUGCUUGUUCUGUGGGCUGUGCUGGUGGGUAUGUCACGUGUACUGCUGGGUCGCCACCACCUCACAGACGUAGGAUGUGGCUUUGCUUUAGGAUUUCUCCAUUACAGUCUAGUGGAGAUGGUGUGGUUGUCUUCCAGCACGUGUCAGGCUUUAAUCUCUAUUGGGACACUUAACUGGAGCCCCCUGUAUUGAUCAAUGUGUGAUUACCUGCAGCCUUUUAAUCAGGCUAAAAUCUGUUGGCCCAGUGCCUGUACUGCAGAGUUAUAGCGAUAUUGCAUUUGUGCAUUUGUGCAUAUUUGGAGAGAAUCUAAAGUAGUUUUGAAACUACUUUAAACAUUUUAUACUCUGGAGGCAUUAGGGAUGCACACAGGCUGGAAAUUUGAUGUAAACAUAGCAAGCUCCAUGCAAUGAAUUCUACUGUUUUGCAUGGUUAUAAGGCAAAAACAUCUACUUGCAAUCAAUAUGAUGAUUUGCUUUGCUUUUUUGUUUUGUGUUAUUGCUGUUCUGAGUGAGAGAAUGUUUGCUCAGGGAUUUUUGCAACAGCAAUAUACAGUGUCAUAUAAAAUCUGUUUUAUCUGGAAUUGGAUAUCAUUUUAGAACAAAACUUCAAAUAUUGGCAGUAAAAGGAAAAAAGCUUGCUUUUGGAAAAAAAAGUCUACACAUGUAAUGCACAUUACUGGAGCUGUUGAACAUACCUGUAAGACGUAUGAUUUACUAUAAGGAUUUGACAGAAGCAUUAUACUGUGUGUUUAUAUAAAGAGAGAGAGAGAGAGAGAGAGAGAGAGAGAGACCUUUAUAUUGUUUACUUAUGAUCCUAAAGUAUGCAAGAAUGUUUGAUAAAUCCAGAAGAGUAUUUUAUGGUGAAAACAUAAUGCAUUGUUUCAGUAUAAAUAAUUAUACAACCACUGUCUUUUUUGAAUAAAGUUUGGGAUGCAACCAUC
Messenger RNA from Pangasianodon hypophthalmus (striped catfish), 1834 nucleotides. RefSeq names its product phospholipid phosphatase 7a (inactive) (gene plpp7a). The record is from RefSeq and is a predicted model, not a curated record. Gene Ontology annotation, molecular function: sphingosine-1-phosphate phosphatase activity. Gene Ontology annotation, cellular component: nuclear envelope. Lineage: Eukaryota; Metazoa; Chordata; Actinopteri; Siluriformes; Pangasiidae. The transcript is spliced from 2 exons. Bases 225 to 1085 code for a protein of 286 amino acids.